AUGGCCACUAUCAACGAUUUGUCCUUUAAUCCAGACUACUCUUCUAUUUCUGUUUCGACUUCUGAUGGGUUCAAGAUCUUCAAUUGUGAACCGUUUGGCGAGUUCUACUCGUCACAAGAGAGUCCUCUCCGCAAAUCGAUAUCCAACUCCUUGGAAGAUUCCACUGGCAGCUACAAUCAAAUACAUUCAAAAAACGACUUUCAGGAUACACCAGCAAAACUCCCGACUGCAUUUUUGAAGAUGUUAUUUUCUACAUCCUUAACAAUAGUGGUUCCACAAUCAGAGGAUAAUCUUGGCAGUCGAUUGUUAAAGAUUUAUAACCUUAAACAAAACUUGAAGAUUUGCGAGUUGAACUUUCCAUCCAGUAUAAUUGAUAUCAAAUUAAACAGAAAGAGGUUAUUGGUUGUAUUAGAUACUGGCCAAUUAUACAUUUACGAUUUGAGCUGUGUUCGAUUGUUGAAAAUAUUACAGCUACUGUUUAAUGAACACAAUAGCAACCAGAAAUUUAUCGGUGAUCUUGGUGCUGAUGACAACAGUUGGCUAAUAAUUCCAGUGAUAUCUACCAGCAAUCAAACUGACUUGCUCAAUGCUGAAACGGGGAGCCAACCAUCUACACCAAAGCUAACACCAAGUGAUUCGGUAAUCAACACAGGAUCGUAUUCCCAGUUCAUCGAAUUUACAAGAAACAGUUCAUUAAGCAGUCUAAAGAAGAAGAAUAAGCUUAUAACGUUGGACGAUAUCAAAAAGGAUAGUGAAGGGUGGGUAAUUGUUUAUGAUACCAUUAAUUUAGCUCCGGUGGUUAUAUUUGAAGCCCACCAUUCUGCAAUUGCUAGAAUAUGCAUUUCGCACAGGGAUAAUAAAAUAGCAACUGCAUCAGUUAAGGGUACCAUUAUUCGGGUUUUUGAUUUGAAAGAAUUUGAAGGUAAAGUCAAGGUACAUCAAGUUAAAAAUUUGCGUAGGGGACAUAAUUUAGUGAAGGUGAACUCCCUAAGCUUUCACAGUGACAAUCAUAUUUUGGGAUGUGGGUCAGAAUCCAAUACCAUCCAUUUGUUUAAGAUUCAUGACGAGGAAUCAGAACUCUGUGCAAAUGAGAAUAACGAGGAUAGAACUAACCAUAACAGUGACUACGAGGAUAGCGAUGGAGACACAAGCAAAUCUUCAGAGGAUCUCAAUGAGAACUUGGCGAAUUUAUUGAUAUCAAAACCUUUGGACCCCAUUUCUAUGGAAGCAGAUGAUAAACUUUCUAAUUCGUGGUUUGACAAAACGAAAAAACUUAUCAGCAACCAAUACACUAAUUCCAUUAUAAAAAAACUACCAUACAAAGGCUAUUUGGAGAAUUUGAUUUGGCAGCCGCCACGAAGGUCGUUUGCUUACAUUAAAUUGCCCGAAUACGCUCCACAUAACGAAAAGGACCCCAGAUCCAACAAGGUAGAAAUCGGGUUUAAUAACGACUUGGUCUUUAUUGCUUCAUAUCACACUGGCAAUUUUUAUCAAUACCAGAUUCCAAAGCAGAGGGGAUCUGUGUCAUCAAUAAGCGAAGACGACAAAAGAGAAGAGUGUCUGUUGAUAAGUCAGUUUAAUUUGAUCUGA
This is a messenger RNA of Candida dubliniensis CD36, 1590 nucleotides long. RefSeq lists its product as uncharacterized. The record is from RefSeq and is a predicted model, not a curated record. Gene Ontology annotation, cellular component: fungal-type vacuole membrane; extrinsic component of membrane; phagophore assembly site membrane. The transcript has a single exon. Gene Ontology annotation, biological process: protein lipidation; protein localization to phagophore assembly site; nucleophagy. Lineage: Eukaryota; Fungi; Ascomycota; Pichiomycetes; Serinales; Debaryomycetaceae. Gene Ontology annotation, molecular function: protein binding; phosphatidylinositol-3,5-bisphosphate binding; phosphatidylinositol-3-phosphate binding. The coding region runs from base 1 to 1590 and encodes 529 amino acids.